Molecule: messenger RNA, 2746 nt
Organism: Colletotrichum phormii
Lineage: Eukaryota; Fungi; Ascomycota; Sordariomycetes; Glomerellales; Glomerellaceae
Product: DFDF domain-containing protein
Exons: 3
Coding region: 236-2416 (726 amino acids)
Biological process (GO): P-body assembly; deadenylation-independent decapping of nuclear-transcribed mRNA
Cellular component (GO): P-body
Molecular function (GO): mRNA binding
Source: RefSeq, a predicted model, not a curated record
GGUCAACGCACAUAUUCACUGUCAACGUCAACCUCAUUCUUGCUCUCCAACAGCAUCUUACCGCCGUCGCGCCCACCUCGCGAUCUUUUUUGGCCACCUGCAAUAUCUCCAAAGCUCAAACUUCGGUCAAUUCGCACAUCCUGCCUUCACAACGAAGCCCCAACCCAACGCUCCUCUGGUGCAUCCUGACACAGUCAACGACUCAGCACCCAGACGCUGCGACACAUCCGUCACCAUGGAGUUCAUCGGCUUGCAGAUGCUGGUGACGCUGAGGCAGCCUCACGGCACGAUGCUGAAGGGCACUGUUAGCGCUAUAGAGCCCGGCAUCAGCCUGACACUGAGUAACGUCUUCACUCACGGAACGAACCACUGGCUCCCGAGGGUCGUCAUCGAUGCCGCCAACGUCCUUGAGCUUUCCGAAUUCAAGGAAGAUGCCGCGCCCAAUACCUUCACAGCGCCGGGCGUCAGUCCUGUUCCUGCUCCCGUUGUCAAUCAACCUGCGCAACCCGCCUUUGCGGACCCCGCCAUCCUCAGCAUGGGGAAAAGGCCCGACUCUGGUAUCGUGAGUGGGAGUGAAAGCCAGAUACUCCCUGAAGCUGUACCUCAACAGACUGCAGACGCAACAAGGGACUUUCGGCCGGGGCAACCAGGUGUUCUGUCUGGCGUCCACCUAACUGGAGGUCUGAGGGACGACAUUGUCAGCCUGAGUGAGACCUUGCAGGAGCUGGAGGUGGAUGAUUCGACGCCUAACGCAAAACGAUUCGCUGCGGAAAACAGCGCAGUAUCGCAGGAUGUGGGCGAAGCACAGGGCCAACCCCAAAAGAAGAACAGUAGGCGGCGAGCGAAGCAAAAGGCUCGAAACGGGACAACGGAGGAAACGAUACCGGAAGUCACCCCGAUCCGCGGCAAUGCGACUAACCGUGGGAAGGGCUGGAGGCAAACUCCGAUGCUUCAAAGCUCGCCUUCCUUCCAACCCUUCAACUCACUGAAACGGGGCCUCAAGGGCAAGAAAGACUUGCCCGAAAACGGAUGGGCCUCGGAGGAUGUUACUGAGGAUAUGGUCGAGUUCGACUUUGAGAAUAACUUGGCAAAGUUUGAUAAGCGCACCAUAUUCGACCAAAUGCGAAAGGAAGACUUGGUUGACGAGGCAGACCGGCUGGUUUCGCACAACCGCCUGCCCAAGCCAGGAACAGCUGGAGGGAAGAACUUCCACUAUUCUGAGAACGUGCUCGACUUGCCAGCCGCAUCGGCAAAGACGAGCCAGGAUUUCUGGAACAGUGAGGCUGAUGAUGCCGCUAAUGGAGUUGAUCGACUAAGCGGUCGUGAUGUCCGGAGUGCUCAGAGUGGCCGCAGGGCGGACAGCAAACCAGGGGCUGCGAGGAGGUCGCAAUCGCGGAAAGCGAGCGCGCAACUUAACAGCCAGCCCCUCAAUCGCGUCAACUCCAACCACGUUUCACAGUCCGGCUUUUAUCUCGAACCUUCAAAUCGACGACUGGAGACCGUCUCGGCUCUUCAAAUGUUGAACCUUGAAAACAUCGCAGCCAACGAGAUUGGGCUCACGGAAGACAUGAUGGCAGAGAACGCAGGCCGAGGAAUCGCUGAGGUGACAUUGCGAGCUCUGGAGGACCCGGCGAUCCAAGUCCGCUUCGGAACCGGUGGCGCAAAUGCUCAGAGCAACAUUCUAUCGGCUUCUGCGACCGUCGUCAUUCUUGCCGGCAACAACAAAUCCGGAAUAAGAGCCAUUGCGGCUGCUCGGCACCUACGCAAUAAGGGUCUCAACAUGCUGGUUUGUGUCGUUGGCAUCGAGCGUGAGCGAGAUCUGCUCGAAGACAUGCGACAGCAGGUGAGAAUAUACAGAAACUUCGGAGGUCGCGUACACAACAAGAUCGAGUUAUUCGAACAGCUUCGCAAGACAGCUUCAACCCCAGCAACAUCGGUAACACUCAUCAUCGAUGCUCUUCUAGGCUUGGCGAUCUCAUUUGAGGAGCUGCGAACAGGCGACCAAGCCACUGUGUACGAGUUGAUAGAAUGGGCCAACCGAAACGAGGCCUUUGUUCUUGCGGUGGAUGUACCAACUGGCAUCGACCCGUCUACCGGAAAGGUCAGCAUCAUUGACGGUGGGCGCUUGUAUGUCAAGCCUCGGUACGUGGUGGCGAUGGGCGCGCCGAAGAAGGGACUGCUCGAGGCGAUGGCACCCGUUUCGGACACCGACCCUUCGAAUGUCCACGGUGCCAGAGCUGCUGACGGGCAUGCUGCUGUAGCUGAAGAUGAAGACUGGAAGCUAUUCAUUGCCGACAUGGGUCUUGGCGCGACAGUCUGGAAGAAGGCCGGUACCAAGAUUCGGAGAGGCAUUGACUUUGACGACAAAUGGGUUCUUCAAAUGCGGUACCAGCCAGCACUUUCUCAAGAGCAGUGAUUCCUGUCCUGGCGAGGGAAAGGAUGAUUCACAACGGAGUUAUUUAUGGGAAAAGGAUCAUAAAAAGCGAGUCUUUUCAAUGCAUUGUCUAGGCAUUUUCUUUAUCGCACGACGGUGGAGGGACAGCAUACGGGAAGAGGAGUUUGCGUACAGCCUUCCUUCUAUUAUAUCCGCAUCGGGGAAUGGUGGACAUGAUCUUGUACGAUAUUACAAUAGCAGCAGCUAUUACCGAGCAUGACCUGGUUUUCUUUUAUUCGCUGCAUGCCACCAUUUGCGCUCAGUAUUAUCUUGUAAGCCCAAAACUCAACUUAUACUUAGUGUGAGGUAGAC